This is a messenger RNA of Drosophila ananassae, 719 nucleotides long. RefSeq lists its product as uncharacterized. Lineage: Eukaryota; Metazoa; Arthropoda; Insecta; Diptera; Drosophilidae. The record is from RefSeq and is a predicted model, not a curated record. The transcript has a single exon. Gene Ontology annotation, molecular function: chitin binding. The coding region runs from base 9 to 662 and encodes 217 amino acids. Gene Ontology annotation, cellular component: extracellular region.
CUUCCAACAUGACACCUUGGCCCCAGCAUGUUUUGAUUCUUGCCUGCUUGACAUUCGCGAUGGAAGUAGCUGAAGUGCCCCCACCAAGAGGUUCUAGGGAGGCGGACUAUUCCUGUCCUGGAGGAUACAGUUUCGAUGACAAUGUUGAUCUGUGUGUCUCUGAGAACAGCACAGAGUGCACCAACUACCAGAUCAGCCGAUGCCCUACUUCCGUCACCGUUGAAGAAUACUGCUUGUGUUGGAAUAAGCACCUGCAGAUCCAUGCAUGUCCGGAGGGAACUCACUUCGAUGCAAGCCAUUCUGUUUGCAGGAUCGGUGCAGCUCAGUGCCAGGACGAGUUCACCCCGUUUGCCUGCCCCAAUGGAAGCGCCAGAAACGUCUUCUGCCAGUGCAUCGGCGGAAAGUACGUAACUCAAACGUGUCCCGAUGGAUACUCCUUUGACACCGAGAGAAAGUUUUGUUUUCCGGCCAACAAAGGGGAAAGUGAAGACAGUGAAAAUGGUACCAAAACGUGUCAGCGAUACGGGCUUUUCGCCGAUCCAGCUGAUUGCUCGGGAUACUAUCACUGCUCCGACAAGGGGGCUGAAAUCAAGCAUUUCACAUGCCUGGGAGGAACUAUCUUCAGUUUAACGUCUUUUGCCUGUGUGCCAGGUAGUUGUUAGCAAGUUGUUGCUAAUUAAUUACUUUAUGGUCCGCACUACAACGAGGAAUAACUUAGA